AUGUCUGUAAAACUUGGUGAUGAUUUUCCAAAUUAUAGACUACGAACAACUUUUGGUAAUAUUCAAUUGUAUGAUUGGCUCGGAAAUAAAUGGGGUAUUUUAUUUUCUUAUCCAGCAGACUUAACACCUGUUUGUACAACUGAAUUAUCACGUGCCGCUAAAUUAGAACCACAUUUUGCUAUGAGAAAUGCAAAAUUAAUAGGCUUAUCAUGCGACAGUAUUGAAAUUCAUCGGGGAUGGAUAAAAGAUAUUCAAAGUUACGGUUCUAUAGAACUACCUUCAGGUGAAUUUCCAUUUCCAAUCAUUGACGAUAGUGAUAGAAAAUUAACUAGGGAACUUGGCAUGAGUGAUCCGGCUGAAUUUGAAAAAAAUGGCUUACCACGUACUGCUCGCGCUAUAAAAAGUAGAUCACUUGUUGAUAUAGAAGCAAUGUCGGUAAAACUUGGUGAUGAUUUUCCAAAUUAUAGAUUAAGAACAACUUUUGGUGAUAUUCAAUUAUAUGAUUGGCUCGGGAACAAAUGGGGUAUUUUAUUUUCUUAUCCAGCAGACUUUACACCUGUUUGUACAACUGAAUUAUCACGUGCCGCUAAAUUAGAACCACAUUUUGCUUUAAGAAAUGCAAAAUUAAUAGGUUUAUCAUGCGACAGUAUUGAAAGUCAUCGGGGAUGGAUUAAAGAUAUUCAAAGUUACGGUUCUAUAGAUCUACCUUCAGGUGAAUUUCCAUUUCCAAUCAUCGACGACAAUGAUAGAAAAUUAACCAGGGAACUUGGCAUUAGUGAUCCGGCUGAAUUUGAAAAAAAUGGCUUACCACGUACUGCUCGCGCUGUAUUUUUUAUUGGUCCUGACAAGAAAGUGAAAGCAACUUUGCUGUAUCCAGCAGCAUGCGGAAGAAAUUUUGAUGAAAUUCUUCGUCUACUUGAUGCAUUACUGGUUGUUGAUCAUUUACACGUUGCUACGCCAGUUGAUUGGAAGGUUGGUGACAAAGUUAUGGUUCCACCCAAUGUUGAUGAUAACGAAGUUGAAAAGUAUUUUCCACAAGGUGUUGCAGUUAAGACAGAUCUUCCAAGUGGAAAAGGCUAUAUUCGUACGGCAGAUGUUUAA
This is a messenger RNA of Rotaria sp. Silwood2, 1101 nucleotides long. NCBI's taxonomy places the organism in Eukaryota, Metazoa, Rotifera, Eurotatoria, Philodinida, Philodinidae. The record is from the annotation of a GenBank genome assembly.